AUGCCGUUCGUCCAAGCAAACAGCCAUCGUCUCUACUAUGCCGACUCUCACCCCGCCGGCCCUCCCCAAAACGGCCUAACUUUUAUCUUCAUCCACGGCCUGGGUUCCUCACAAAACUACUACUACCCAGUAAUCCCGCACCUUACGAAGCUCCACCGCUGCAUCACACUCGACACAUACGGCGCCGCCCGCUCCCCGUACACCAAUGACACAAUCACGAUCCCCAGUAUCGCAGAAGAUGUCAUCGGCGCGCUGGACUCGCUGCAUAUCGCCAAGGCCGUCGUAGUCGGCCAUUCAAUGGGCGGGCUCGUAGUACUAGAGCUAGGUGCGCGGAUCCCCGAUCGCGUACUGGGCGUUGUCGCCAUUGGGCCGACGCACCCGUCAGAUAUGUUGGUGGGGGUCAUGAAUAGAAGAUCGGAUACUGUGCUUGAGUCUGGAAUGGAGCCAAUGGCAGAUACCAUCCCGUCUGGAGCUGUCGGCUCGCGCAGCACCCCGCUUCAGAAGGCUUUCAUCCGGGAGUUGGUCCUAGGCCAGGACCCGAAAGGCUAUGCCGUGAUGUGCCGCGCUAUUGCUGCCGCGAAGCCACCUAACUAUGCUGCGGUCAAGGAGCCUUUCCUGCUUAUUGCGGGCGAAGAGGACAAGUCUGCUUCUAUGGAGGGGUGCCGGUACAUCUUUGAGCAUGUCUCGAGUGAGAAAAAGUCCCUCGAGGUAUUGAAGGGAGUUGGGCACUGGCAUUGUAUUGAGGCUGCUGACGAGGUGGGUGAGUUAAUCGCCAAGUUUGCGGAUUCUGUGAAUGCUUGA
Penicillium roqueforti is the source of this 801-nucleotide messenger RNA. Its product is annotated as alpha/beta fold hydrolase. The transcript has 2 exons. The record is from RefSeq and is a predicted model, not a curated record. Lineage: Eukaryota; Fungi; Ascomycota; Eurotiomycetes; Eurotiales; Aspergillaceae. The coding region runs from base 1 to 801 and encodes 266 amino acids.